AUGCAGCCAUCAUGCGCCCUCCUCUUGGGUUUAGUGGCGUCCUGCUCUCCGCCGUGGACUGACACGCGCAUGCCCCAACCCCCGGGAACAGCAAAGGAAAAACGUGAUGACGAGGAUAAUGAUAGUACUAUGCACUAUGCACGGCAUGCCAGUUGUAAGUACGAGCGCCUCAUUCCGCCCCUAAAAGAGUCAGCGCAGAUUUCUCACCAUCUUCAGCAGCAGCCACAGAAUUGCCGGCGGCUGUCGAAAGACAAGUUUCUCGGCAAACCCGAGUUGCGCUGCGACGUUUUGAAACUGCUUAGAGACAUUGAGCCGCACGGAGUUGCCGGACCUUGA
Messenger RNA from Cryphonectria parasitica EP155, 336 nucleotides. RefSeq lists its product as uncharacterized. The record is from RefSeq and is a predicted model, not a curated record. The transcript has 6 exons. NCBI's taxonomy places the organism in Eukaryota, Fungi, Ascomycota, Sordariomycetes, Diaporthales, Cryphonectriaceae. Bases 1 to 336 code for a protein of 111 amino acids.